This is a messenger RNA of Nicotiana tabacum (common tobacco), 3125 nucleotides long. Its product is annotated as ABC transporter A family member 7-like. Gene Ontology annotation, molecular function: lipid carrier activity; ABC-type transporter activity; ATP binding. Gene Ontology annotation, cellular component: intracellular membrane-bounded organelle; membrane. The record is from RefSeq and is a predicted model, not a curated record. Gene Ontology annotation, biological process: transmembrane transport; lipid transport. NCBI's taxonomy places the organism in Eukaryota, Viridiplantae, Streptophyta, Magnoliopsida, Solanales, Solanaceae.
UAGUAAGUUAAAAAAUAAAAUAAAAAAAUCAACGAUUGUUCUUUUACUUUACUUACUGGGGCUGAAACAGAGGUCCUUCAAUGGCGGACUCGGUGACAGCUCCAGCGAGUUUCUGUACUCAAGCCGAUGCUUUGCUUAGGAAAAAUUUAACAUUUCAGAAACGAAAUGUCAAGACAAAUUGUCGCCUCAUCUCGGUCCCUAUUGUACUCAUUAUUAUGCUACAUUUCCUUGGUAUUCUUAUGGGUAUAACGAUGGAUACACCAAAAUUGAAAUGUGGCUGCAAAUCAGAUGUAUGUGGUCUGGAAUACUCAGAUCAGAUACAAGCAAGCAGUUGUGAAGUUUCUAAGCCAAUUGAAUGGCCACCCACUUUACAGAUACCGGGACAAGAAUAUACUGCUGUACAAACUGAUUUUAUUACAUAUCCAGACUUGCCCAAAGAUUCAUGCAGAAAGUCUCGUUCUUGUCCAGCUAUCAUACUUGUGACUGGAACUAAUCAGACUUUUGGAGAAAGUAUCAGUGAGCACCUGCUCGGUGAUGAAUCAGCUAUAGAUUCUGAUACCCAUCCAUCCACCUUAAUCCUGGGUUCGACGUCUGAACCCCAGAGCACGAAUUUUAUUGACCCUGCUUAUACGCCAGAUGCUUCACUCUAUAGUAUUCAAUCUCAGUGUUCUCCGAACUCCACGUUUCAUGGCAGCAUAGAAGGUUACCACGACGUUGAGGCGAAAUGUCUUGAAGGUUUGCCCUUGUGGCGUAAUAAUUCCACUGAGAUCAAUCAAGAGCUGUAUAAAGGUUACAAGAAGGGGAAUCAAGCGAGAACAACAAACGAGAUAGUAGCAGCAUAUGAUUUCUUAAACACAGAUAGAAGUAGGCUCAAUGUGAGUAUUUGGUAUAAUGCUACCUAUAAGGAAGAAGGAAGUGGAAAAGGUACAAAAAUGACACGAGUGCCUGCUUCGGUGAACUUGGUAUCAAAUGCCUUCCUUCAGUAUUUGCUUGGAGGUUCUACCAAUAUGAUAUUUGCUUUUGUCAAAGAAAUGCCAAAGCGAGGAUCUAGGAAUGUUCUGGAUAUUAUUUCUGUACUUGGACCAGUAUUCUUUUCAUGGGUGGUUUUACAGCUUUUUCCUGUUGCUUUUGUAUCUCUGGUUUAUGAAAAGCAACAGAAACUAAGAAUCAUGAUGAAAAUGCAUGGACUUAAGGACAUCCCCUAUUGGACGAUUACUUAUGCUUAUUUUCUUGUUGUAUCGUCUCUCUACAUGUUAUGCUUUGUGGGGUUUGGCUCGCUUUUCGCGAUAAAGACCUUUCGUUAUAAUGCUUACAGCAUCCAGUUCGCGUUCUACUUCAUCUACAUAAACUUGCAAAUCUCAUUUGCUUUUUUUCUGGCCACAUUUUUCUCAAAUGUUAAGACAGCCACAGUCAUGGGCUACAUGGUGGUGUUUGCAAGCGGUCUCUUAGGAGGAUUCUUUUUCGAUCACUUUCUUGAAGAUACAUCACUGUCAAGAGGGUGGAUUGUACUUUUGGAGGUAUACCCUGUAUUUUCUCUUUAUCGUGGAUUAUUUGAGUUAUCCGAAUAUAGUGGCUCUAGUGUUUAUACGGGCCAACGAGAUGGUAUGACAUGGAAAGAUUUGAAUGAUCCCAGCAAUGGGAUGAAAGAAGUUUUGAUUAUUAUGUUCAUAGAGUGGAUAGUGGUUCUCUUUCUUGCUUAUUACAUAGACCAGAUCACAUCAUCAGGGCAAAGUCCCCUAUUUUUCUUGGGUAACUCCCGCAAGAAGCAGUCACAAUCCACUAUGAACCUAUUAGAAAAGGACUCUGGAGUUUGUCUUGAAAUGGAGAAAGAAGAUGUUGCCCAAGAGAGAGAAAGGGUUGAACAGAUGGUACUUGCGUCGACAACAGGUCAUCCCAUCGUCGUUGACAACCUGAAAAAGGUUUAUCCGGGGAGAGAUGGAAAUCCAGAUAAAUAUGCAGUGAGAGGACUGUCGCUUGCUGUGCCCGAAGGGGAAUGCUUUGGUAUGCUUGGCCCGAACGGUGCUGGAAAAACUUCUUUUAUUAGUAUGAUGAUUGGGCUCAUAAAGCCAAGCUCUGGUGCUGCAUAUGUUGACGGUCUGGAUAUAAGUAAAGAGAUGGAUAAGAUAUACACCGUCAUGGGUGUAUGUCCUCAGCGUAACUUACUUUGGGAUACAUUAACUGGAAGGGAACACCUGCUUUUCUACGGAAGGCUUAAAAAUCUUAAAGGAGCGACUUUACAUCGAGCAGUUGAAGACUCUCUUAAAAGUCUCAACUUGUUUAACGGAGGCGUUGCUGACAAGCAAGCUGGGAGAUACAGUGGUGGAAUGAAGAGAAGGUUAAGUGUUGCUAUUUCACUGAUAGGAAAUCCCAAGGUUGUCUACCUAGAUGAGCCCAGUACUGCUGGACUCGAUCCAGCUUCAAGAAAUACCUUGUGGACCGUUGUCAAGAAUGCACGGAAAGGCAGAGCGAUAAUUCUCACUACCCAUUCAAUGGAAGAAGCAGAUUAUUUAUGUGAUCGAUUAGGAAUAUUCGUUGAUGGAAGCUUGCAAUGCGUGGGAAACUCUACAGAGUUGAAGGCAAGAUAUGGAGGCUCUUAUGUGUUUUCUAUCACUACAUCAUCUGAUAAUGAGGUGGAAGUUGAGAACAUGGUGCGAUGCCUAUGCCCAAAUGCCAAUAGGGUAUACCAUUUAUCAGGGACACAGAAGUUCGAGUUGCCAAAGCAUGAAGUUAAAAUUGCAGAUGUAUUUCAACUAGUUGAGAAUGCAAAGAGUAGAUUUACAGUUUAUGCUUGGGGUAUGGCUGAUACAACUUUAGAGGAUGUUUUUAUCAAGGUUGCUAGUACUGCUCAGGCCUUCAAUGAAUGAUAUGUCAGCUAGCAUCAAACACAUAUUAGAUCAUGUUUUUGCCUUUGUAAAUUAGGUUCAUGUAGAUGCAUCAAGUACAGCGCAUAUGUGGCUUUAUUUGUCAUGUAUAUUUGUACAAGGAUGCCAACAUUGGAAUAGAAAGAAGUUGUAUCAACAAAGAAUUAGUCAGACAUUUUUUAUUAUAUUUUAAGCUCACCUAUAUAUAUGUGUACUCCGAGCUACUUAUGAAGAUGAAUGAUAUGAAGGUGGCAGUUGUGCAAA